AUGAGGGGGCCAAGGGAUACGACGUUUGACGGCCAAAAGGGCAGCGCGAUGCCUAGUGCGACCAACCAAAAGGAAAUGAAUCGGCUUAUUGAACUCGUACCACUUCCAGUCUCUCUCUCUCUCUCUCUCACUCACUUCUUGGUUGGGCACGUGAGAACCCAACAAAACAAUCACCACCACUACUACGACUACUGCAAGUCAAGCUACUACGGUUUUUUUCGUCGAGUGACGCGCGCUUGUCCCUGCUCCUGCCUCUCUCCCUCUCUCUCUCUCUCUCUCCCUCUCUCCCUCUCUCCCUCUCUCUCUCGACCCGCGCCCGUCGACCAGCUUCUUCGCUGCCACUUUUUACUGUCCAGCCGCUGGAUCACACACAUUGGUCAACAAGCACCCACUGAUUCUUUCUGGCUUUCUUCUCAUUUUUUUCUACCUUCAACCUUGACCCUCUAUCCAUCUUCGGUCGUGAUUGCUCGACGCCAUAUCUACUCUGUGACAGCGCUCGCUGCCACUUUUGUCCUGCCAUCAUGAGCUCGUUCUGUGCCAUGUCCAUGUCCUUGGACCACUUGAGUCCUGGCAUGAAAAACUCUUUUGAAAGCCUGAGCCCUGGUGCCCAACACUUUUUGCGCUCACUCCUCGAGACCACGACCAACAGCCACACUGACCGCGACCGCCUUCGCCCCUCACCAGUUGACGAGGAUGACGACCCCGAAUUUGGUGCUCGCAUUAGCGCCUCCCUGCGCGAACUCAACUCUGUCAUGGAUGAAAUUCUCGGCGUUUCUCCCGAGGAAAAAACAAAGCCCUCGAGCGUCACCCUCCACGAUGAUGGCUUCUCCGGCUUUGCCGACCCAGACCCAUCACCAGAAGAUAACCUCUCCUUUCUUGUUCACAAUCGUACAGACCUGCCCGGACUUUCUGCCACUGCCGAAGAACUCGACGCCAACCUCCCCAGCACACUUUUGCCCUUUGACUUUCCCGACGCCGAGAUUAACAACGCCGUAACAUGGACUCAACACCACCAGCAGGACGACCACAACCCCUCGGCCAAGGAACUCUUGAGCCCCUUUGACCUGGACCACAUGAACAAUGGCAAUGGCUCUUACUUUCUCGAGUGCGGCAACGGUGUCGUUCCUGAAGAAGCCGGUGACAUUCUUGCCGCAGAUGUCUUCGUCGUUGGCCAAGCUGGCACGGAGACCGACUCGGCCUACAAUAGCUCACCCUCGGCCUCACCUAGCUCCAAGCCCCACUCCCCACGCCUCGAUGGCUCCUCCCCACUCCGCAAAAAUGGACGCAACUCUUUUGACGAUGGCAAGAGGAAAAAGGUCCCUAGCAAGCCCGCCAGCUCUGCGAACCGCAUCAGCAACAACGUCCGACGCGUCUCCACCACUAGCAGCACCACCUCAGAACCUCGAACGAACCAGUACCGUGGCAUGAGCCAACGUGACGCACACAACGCCAUGGAACGCGAACGUCGCGUGCAGCUGAGGGAGAACUUUGAGGCUCUUCGCGCCGAGGUUCCCUCAUUGCGUGACGCUGACAAGGCCGCCACCCUUCAGAUCCUUCGCGAAGCCACCGCAUACAUCAAGCGCAUCCGUGAUGAAGAGAAACAACUCCUCGAGGAGAAGGCUCAACUCAUUGCCAUCAACGACAGUCUACGCAAGAAAGCCACUGUGGUCCAUGACGAUGACAGUGACGUGCCUCCCCUUCUUGCGCCACCUUCGUAAACUGGUGGUGCUUCCUCUUGCUCUGUUUGUUUUCUUCCUCCUUUUUUUUUAUUUUGAGCUGAGUGCCAUCCCGCUGGCGUGCCUAAUAAUAUUAUUAUAGGCAGCUCACUCAUCUCGUUUAGUCCUGGCAUCCUUGGAUUGAUGUUGGCAUGCAUGUUGGAUUUUAUUGCGCUUGUGAAUGUGUUUCGGGAGAUAUGUUUUUGUUUACCUGGUGUGCCCUUGCGAUCGGCCAGACGAGUGUGCUGGCCAGGCAUACCCUCCGACUUGUUUUCAUGUGUCCAACAGCUUUUUGCCGUGCAAUGC
Monosiga brevicollis MX1 is the source of this 2021-nucleotide messenger RNA. RefSeq lists its product as uncharacterized. NCBI's taxonomy places the organism in Eukaryota, Choanoflagellata, Craspedida, Salpingoecidae. Gene Ontology annotation, biological process: regulation of transcription by RNA polymerase II. The record is from RefSeq and is a predicted model, not a curated record. Gene Ontology annotation, molecular function: RNA polymerase II cis-regulatory region sequence-specific DNA binding; protein dimerization activity; DNA-binding transcription factor activity, RNA polymerase II-specific. Bases 522 to 1718 code for a protein of 398 amino acids. The transcript is spliced from 5 exons.